Molecule: messenger RNA, 912 nt
Organism: Symbiodinium necroappetens
Lineage: Eukaryota; Dinophyceae; Suessiales; Symbiodiniaceae
Source: the annotation of a GenBank genome assembly
AUGGGUUCCGGCGUCGGGAAGGUGACAUCUGAGACUCAGAUCCAGAAGGUGGUGGAGCUGGACUAUGGGCCAGAAAACACAGCCUCGACCAGCAGUACGUCCCAUGCUGCGAAACGGUUUCAGGGAGCGCAGGGAGAUUUCGUGCCGCCCAACGCAAUUUCCAAUCUCGAGCCUGGAAAGCAGACCCUCGCGGAGCGGGUCGAAGCGCUGGAAUGGAUCGUGCAGCAACAGGCUCAGCAGCUGCAGCAAAUGACGAAGGCACUGGAGGGGGUCCAAAAGGAUGUCCGGCGAACCGUGUCCGUGAUGCAGUACAACAUCCUGGCCUCGUACCUGGGCAAGAACACGCAGCCCUGGUUUCUCUACGGUGCGGACAUCAGCCCCGAGGAGCGGGAGAGGAUCUUCGCCAAGUUUAACGAACGAGGCCCCGAUGGCACGCCGAAACACAGGUGGCCGGACUACGCCACAGGAAUCCUGAGACCCGAUGAGAUCACUGCCGUGGAGCAGUACGACACCUUCUUCAGGUGGGAGUUCCGACGGCAGAAGCUUCUGGAGCAGAUCGAGAGCAUGGAUCCAGACGUGCUGUCGCUGGUGGAGCUGGAUGAUCACGGGUUUUUCGCCGAAUGCCUCUGCGACGAGUGGGACUCAGUUUUCCGCAAACGGCCGAGGGCCUCGUCCGCAGACGGCUGCGGCAUCUUCUGGCGGAAGUCGAAGUUCGAGUGUCUCGCCUCGGAGGGUUUCGACAUGGUCGAUGGCAACGAUGACAAGGGCCGUGAGAAACGGGACCGGAGCUGUGUCAUGGUGCUGCUGAAGUGGCGUGUGGCCGGCCCGCACAUCCUACCGUUGGUGGUCGUGUCCACGCAUCUUGCCAAGGAUCCCUACAACAAGGCGCAGACGGCCAUCCGUGUGCGCCAG